GUAGUUGUGUGAGGCAGCUGGAAGCAGAGGGGCGGGGAGGGGGCGCAGUCAGAGCUCACAUUCAUUAACGACCACCGUCAAACCGGGAAGCCUUCUUCCCCGGUAGCACAGCGGACACACAGACAUACACACACGCUCGGCCGGAAAAGAUGGUCGCGGUACAGACGUUCCCUAACUCGUCUCCUUUGCCAGAAUGGAUCUGCUGCCUGGAUAAGAGGUGCGUUAACAAAAUACACUUUGAGAAACACACACACACACACGCGCUGCUGUGACCGUGUUUUCUCCCAUUCACCCGCGUCAACGUGAUGGAUCGCAACCGGCGAUCGGUGCGCGUGCAAUUUCUGUGUAUGUGUGUGUGUGUGUGUGUGUGAGUGCAACAACGGCACGAUACUCGCUGUUUUUAGCAUAGCCGACUAUCUCCUCCUGCCGUUUCCUUUGUUGAUGCAUCCCUCGUUUGACGAGUGUAAAUGCUGUAAAUGCAUGCCCGUAUUUUGUGUUUGUUUUCAAUAUUCCUGUUUUUGUGUGUCCUCGGUCAAAAAGGCGUUGGUGGCUUCGAGGUGAUGUCUGCGCACCGCAUUGGAUGUAAUGUGGCUGUGAAGACGCACAUGGUUUAUUUCUGUCAGAUAAAUCACACACCCAUACAUUUUUAAAAUACUACAGUGAUAGUGCUUUCCUCGAAAAGGGGAUUAAAGCAGGUCAAUGCUUUGUGUUUUCAUUGCUGCAUGAAAGGCUGGAGGACGUGUGUCUGGUUUGAAUGAAUGGAUAGACAAUUUAGAGAAUUUAGAGAGUGUUCAUUUACAACUCUUACCCUUAGUUCACAUCCAGGUGCCGCAGUAGAUAGAACACAUUGCUGUAUCUCUUCUGUUAACAAUACAGGUUUGGUGCUGCAGGCAUACUACUGUGCCAAAAAAGGCAUAGCACCCCAGAGAGAGGGCUUAAAUAAAUAAACAAGAUGAAAUGGCUGCCUUUAGGCUAAUUACUGUGGGUGAUAUACUCCACACAAACAAUGCCAUAUAGACAGACACCCCACAGCUUUGACAGCCACACAUGCUGGACACACGUCACUAUGACACAUCCUUAAGUUACCAUUGACAACCCAAGCUACCAUCUUGUCUCCUCAUCCUCACCUGGAUACACUAUCUCAAUUGUGUGUAGUUUUUGAUGAAGUGAAGGGAAAAUGGAAUAAAGUGGCUAAUUUGGGAUUUGAUUUAUCUCAUGGUUGUUCUGUAACAUGUCAAACUGCAUGCUCUUUAAUCUUAGAAAUGUGGAAAAAUGCCCAAUCAAACAAACAAACAGAGAUAUCAAAUCAAAUUAUUUGUAACAACCAAAAAUCUACAGGUACUACAAGAGCUUAUGUGGGCUGGUGAGAAGUACAAAAUCAUAAAGAAGUAUAGUUAAGUUUGAUCUGUUUGUUAAAUUAACCUGAAACAAAAUUCAUGUUAAAAAAAGCAAGAAAUUUGACUUGAUUGCAGUCACAGCCUAUGGAAAAUAUCCAAACCCAGUCCUCUCUUUUGUCUUAUACCUGCUACUGAAAUUACCAAAUAUUAAUAGGGACGCCACACCCAAGACCUGAUGACUGGAAGGGAUUUACCCAAUUAAGAGUGCAGCAAAACAAAUAAUGAACUCAGGCAAAGUCAGCAUUAUGGGUUCUACAAGGUGCAAAAGAUGUCAAAACCACAACAUUGUUCUGUCAAAUGGUUUAGCAUCAUUUAGUGUUUAUUUUUGAGGCUUUUGGUUUGCAUUUUUUUGACCACAGUGGAUAAAACACUAUUACAAAUAUUUUGCAAUGCACUAACUAUCAAAUGCAUCUCUGAUUGAGAUCCAUUGUUGUGGAAACUUGUUGAAACAAACACUGUAUUUGGAUAAUCAUCUUGCUUCUGAUGCUACUGUUUGCUCUAUUUGGCCAUACAGAGACAUCAAUUUAAAGCUACAGUACAGUUUUUCAAAUUUCGCUGAUUUUGGCGCCUCCCCAUGGACAAAGUAAUACAUUUUACACCUGUACAUGUUGGUAUUGUAUUCUGAUAGAAAUGUCAUCCUGCCUUUUUUGUAUCAGUCAAACUCAUUAUGUACAUUUCCAUUGGAAAUUUAAACAAAGGCGGUUGGGCAGGGUACUUAGUUUGACACCUACCCCUCAGCAGUAAUUACAGGUAUUAAAAUAACAAGAUUAAAAUGAUCAGUCUGGUCAUUUUGUUAAUCAUGGUGUGCUUCAUAACUGGCACAUACUCCUCAAAGGAUCUUUAAAAUGCGAUGCAUCGGGUUAAAUGCAAUGCAAAACCAGGGUCUUAAUCCUUAUUUAGCUGGAAUGUUAUAGUCAUUAUCCAAUCUGGUAUUCAGCUAGCAGCAAACUACAGAGCUGAGGAUGUCAGUCUAAAUGCAGCUGAUGUGCUGUAGUAGCUGGGUGUCAGCGAGUGCAGUCUUGGUUGUAAGAUUAGACUGGACAGCAUCUUAUUGCAGAGCACUCAGUGCUCCUCAGCUAUGCACCUCCAGAUUCAAUCAAUAUCAAGCUGAGUGUGUGUGUGUGUGUGUGUGUGUGUGAGCGUUCAUCUACAGUAGCUGUUGAUGUUUGGAUUGAAGACAAGUGAAGAGGGGGGAAGGUACAAAAGACAGAGGUUAAGAUACGACUGUCUGUGAUAUAUCUGUCUGAAGACAUUUACGACCAUUGGUGUGAAGUAUGUUAGAUAACAGCUGAUUUGUUUUGGUCAGUGUCAGCCUCAGGCGGUACAGCCCACACACCAACACAGCACCGGUCCAGAUAUCGGCUAAAGUUUUUUUGCAAGUUAAAACACUGUGUCUAGCUCAAACUCUUUUACACGCGUGGCUUUAUUUGGUUUCACCUUAGAGGUUGAGAAGUGAUGAGUAGAGUGAUCUGUUAAUGAGAAAUAAGAAAUGAUGCUGCUGCUGCUGAUGUAUUAUUCAGUGUUUUUAACAGGAUCACAGGUUGUAGUGGUGAUAAAGUUGUGUGCUGAUGAAGCUGUGCGUCCAUUAAAGUCUGUCUGCUACAUUAAUCCGCCAGUCUUGGAAAUGUGUUUGCGUUGGGACUCGGUGACAUUUCAGUUGGAUCACCUACGAUUUAUUUGUCUAGAAACAGAACUCUCGCAGAUGGAUGUUUCCUGUAACAAUCUGCAAAGCCUUCUGCUAUCUCGGUUUCCUUCUCAGUGUGUCAUGCCGGUCAAUAUGUAAAAUCCUGCAUCAGUGUGGGACCAUAUUUUGUGGUUGAAAGAUGAGAAGGACAGUAGAGGAGGAGGAGAUAAAGAGAAGCAAAGUAAGGGAUAAAAAGUGUCAUGAGGGGGUGAUCUCAGGCAAUCUGACGGGGCAGAUUCCCCUCGAAGAGACGGGAAUUGGACUAAACACCUGAGAAACAGCAGUAAAGAAAAAACAGGGAUUUAACAGGGGGAUUAUUACUGACACAUCUUUACAGUUUCCCUGCAGAGAGUUAGGUGAGGGGUGAUGCUGGUUGCACCCAUUCAACCCUGCAGAGUUAACCUCCCUGUCUGUCUUGGUUGCGGUGUGUGGGAGUCCACCUGUCUAAACCAUUAACCCGGCCUACACUGGGAUAUGACACUGCGUCUGAGCACCCAGGGCUGAAUACGUAGGCAGUGGGAUGAGUCAGAGUCAAAAAAAGGGAGAAAAAGAUGGAAAGGAGAAAAACAAUCCCCAUCUAUGGCCCUGAGCUUGUGGCAGAUGUUGUGGAUCUCGAGAUUGGGUUGUACAGUGCGACCCUCUAGGCUGUGUUUAUUUGGGAAAACUGGGAUGCAGAGGACAAUCUAGCUCAGCUUGGGGACAAAAAUAUAUGUUUAUUUCUGUAUGUACAUGUGCGUGUGUAAAAAAGGGGGUGUCUCUGCCUGUGAGCUUCAAAGCAAAAAGAGAGGAUAAUAAUAGGAGGAUAGUGUGUGCGUGUGUGUUAAUGGCUAGAAAAGCCACUAAUGGAAGGAGAGAAUGGAUACCUUCAAGAAAAAGCAGGCUAUUUGUUCCUAUCCAUCAUGCUCCUAAAAGAGAAACAGGCAAAGCAGAGAAGAAGAGGAGGAAAUGGAAGGAGAUUAGAGAAAUGUUUAGUGGAGGAGGCAGACAAAAAGGAAGGACAGAGUUGGCAGGGAGAGGAGGAGAAGAGGGAGCGGAAAGAGGAGAGGGGAUAGACAGCCUCUGGUUUGUGGAGAAAGAGCAGCAUUAGCUAUUCUGUGUGAACACACACACCCACACACAAACACACACACACACACACGCAUGCAUGCACGUGCAAGGAUGAGUCACAAGCAAGGCGAAAUAAAUGAAUGAACGGGGAUAACCGCAGCGUCAGUGUUACUCUCAGACAGUUUGGGCUUUGUAGUUUUGUACCACCAUGCCACUGCAGAGCAGAAUGUUUAAGCUCGGGGAUCAGUCCUGUGUGUGUGUUCAUGGAUGUCCAACAAUGGUGUGUGUAUGUGUGUGUGUGCAAGUGCGUGUGUCCGGAUUUAAGGGUAUUAGAAAUAGUAGCAGAAUGAAUGAAAUCUUACAUCAACGCGCUGUGGGGAGUAUAAGCCGGGAGAAGUAAUGCCUGCGGUCCUCUACUGAUAUCGCUAAGACAAUAGGAUGAACAAUAAGGCAGCACACACACACACACACACACACGCGCACACACACAAAUUUAAGCUCAUUUCCUCCCUCUAUGAAGAGGUGAACUUGAGAAUCUGCUCAUUUAUUCAGUUGUUUUUUUUUCGAUGCAGCCAAUAGUAUUUACCUCUGAGUUAUUCCAAAUGCUUCUUUUAAACUAAUGUCAGAUGUAAUGAUGUUAUUUAUUUUUUUGUCAUCAGGCCCUCAGAGCGGUCUGGAGAGGAUGUGGACAUUAUUCUGACCAGACUGAGAGAGGUCAAAGCCUUCCAGAGGUUCCCUCCUCCUCUCUUACUCCAGAUCUGUGCCUGUGCCUUUUAUGAGUGCCUGGAGAAAGGCAUCACAUGUAAGUAGAAGUUAACACAAACACACUCAAAAACAUUAGUGUCACAGUCCAGUUGGAUUGUAAAGUGUUGUUUUGUGAAUUGCAUAAUUUGCCUCUGGGGUUCUCAGGCUCUUGCUUGCCCUCUGUAGAGAAACAGGGUAAAGUGUAUGUACUGAAUGUCAGCAUUAGUCUGCUUACAUCAGGAGAGCCUCUUGCUAUGUCUUCAUUGUCUCGAGUAUGCUGCAUUAGAAUGCAAAGAGCUGUGAUUAUUUUUAUUCCUGUUUACACACCUCUGCAUACACAGAUUAUAUAAGCCUUUCACUGCUGUAAGAUGUUAGCACAUAAGUGUCCUGAAUGAACCUUUGUACUUAUACAAUUUGUGACUAAUGCAUUAAUGACUAUCCUAUAGGAAUAAUUUAUUUAAGAGGAGAUUUAAACAAGCAAACAUGGUCAUGUCCUGUUUAUGUAAAUAAUAUGAACACAUUUUGUCUUAAUGAAAGACUAACAAAACGGACCCUGUUUAUUUGGUUACCACUGUAUUGGGGAACAAAUGUGACAUUAGGUAUGUUAAAGCACUUAUGUGAAUUUUUUACAGUCUGUUGUACAAAGGGUGACGAAACCCUUUUAUGCUGAAUGUUUUCUGACCAAACAUUUCCUACUGUCAGUCAAGUUAAGCUGAUUUUCCAAUUAAAAAUGAAAGCAAAGGCUGAGAUCGACCCCAUGACAACAGUCAAACUCAUAAAAGACAGAUAUAUUUCGAUAGAUAUAAAAUAGACAGAUCUUAUCAGUCAUCUGGCUGUGGUCUGACCAGUUUUUUAGGUCAUUUUAGGUCAGGAUACAUGAAGAUCUGUUUCAUAAUCAGCUAAAAACCUCUCACAACAACAGGAUGUUUUUUGUUGUGUACAAAUACAGUACAAAUACAAUCAAAUGUAACCUGUAUUUUUUACUAUUGUCUCUAUUCAUAGUAAACUCUGUCAACUUUUUUUAUCAGCAUUUAAUAUUCUUUAAUAUAUUUUACCAUCUCUAGUGUUUCGACAGGGGGACAUAGGCACCAGCUGGUACGCUGUCCUGUCUGGCUCGCUGGAUGUCAAAGUGUCAGAAACUGCUAAUCAUCAGGUUAAGUCAGCUUCAAGCUUCUAUUAUAUAACUCACUCUGCUUACUUUUACUUCUGUUGCUCCUGUGUGUCUCAUCUGUGCUUGCUGUAAAUCAUUUGAAUCACCAGUGAAUGAAGGGAUGAAUAAUGAAUUGAAUCUUAAAUCAUAGACACUGUGGGAUUCAUCCUGUAAUUUGCUGUUUUUAUGACUUCCAUUUUCCUGCUCCCUCUUGCACCGCCACUGUUUUCAUCCUGACCUUCUUAAUGAAGAUACAGGCUGCCCAUGUUAGAGAGCUGGUCCUGUGCAACUCGCUCUUUGAUAUUGACAUUUAUCUGGGACAUUAGCUCAUGUCUACAGGCUUAAAUGAGCAAAAGUUAAAAAAAUAUGCCACUUCACUGAAAAAAAAAAAAAAAACAAACAGCCACUAAGACGAUUUCUGCUUCUGUAUACCCUUUACAGAAGAUAAUGAUAAUAAAAAUGACUUAAUAAUAAUGAAUGAAAAGUGCUUUAACAGAAGAAGUAAACAAAGGUAGAAACAGACAAAGGAAAAUAUACAGUUAAAAAAUGCCGAGUUAAGGAUUGACGGUCGGUAGUCGACCGCCAAGAGGAGAGUGAGAGGAAAAGAAAAACAGAGGAUUCAUUCCCAGUAAAGGACUGAGAUACAAAGCCCCCUCAAAAUGUCCUUUCCAUGUAUUUAGCCCUAAAGAACCGGUGGUGGCCUAGUUUCUGUGGCUAUAUUUGAAUUGUCACAUUGGAUGGAUGAAAAGGUUUCCAUAGCAUGUUGAAUAUUUGUCCAAAUUAGUGGACAGUGGAUAUAUACAUUUGUGCAUGGGUUUGCAUUUUUCUCCCCCUUCCAGCCUGUCCAAUUAUCUCAAGCACCUUGGGACAUUUUCCAUACUGGAGACUGUGAAGUAGACCCUCAUAUGUGAAUUCAUUUGCAUCUAUUACCAUAAAUUAAUCAGUCUGCCCUGCAUGUCUGUCUAUUAAAACCAAACCUGUCGGUAAAUGAUGUUGCUACUGCUUUUGGCUAAAAUUAGUUUAUUAUGGUGGUUAAAUGUGAAAUGCUGCUACUUUUAUCUUGUGUUCAUCUUCCUGUACUGUCUUUAAGAAGAGACAAAUGUUCUAGUUGAAUCCUAAAACUGUCCUUGUCCUUACAUUGCAGCCAAGUUCAUUUUAUUUUAAUGGUAGGCUUUUUUUAAAUAUGUCUUUGGCUCUACAGAAUUUGUAACAAGCAGUUUUCAAAUGCCGAGGAGGGCAAAUGCACAUUUAAAAAAAUCUUUUCAUGGUUAUAUAAUGAUCAAGUGAUUAUGAAAUACAUGGUUGGUUGCGGCUCUGAUAGUCACAGCUGACAAGCAGUAUUUAGCAACAAGCAGAACUACAGUAACCAACAAUUAUCCCUGCAUGGGAAAGCUUGUUUUCACUUCCUUGUCCUAUGAAUUGAGCAAUAUUUGCCUCGAAAGUGAGCUGUUUGAAAAAAAAUGAUGUGUUUGUGUGCAGGAUGCAGUCACCAUCUGCACACUGGGGAUUGGGACAGCAUUUGGGGAAUCCAUCCUGGACAACACACCACGUCAUGCCACCAUUGUCAGUAGAGAGACCAGUGAGCUGCUCCGCAUUGAGCAGAGGGAGUUCAAGAGCCUCUGGGAGGUAAGAGACAAAGAUAGAGUUUUACUAUAGACUGUCGUGUAGCUGCAAGUUUGUGUAGCAUUGACUCGCAGCUGUGACUUUAUCUCCUGGAUAACGUCUCCCUCUAGACUGCAUUUCCACAAGUCUUACAUUGUAAUAGUGUAUUUAACCACAUGGGGGCUGUCCACCACUACUGUGCUCGCUUCUGCACCUAUUAGAUACACACCUAAGGUGACACCUGAUAUUAAGCUGAUUAAGGCAUGAAAAGAGUGCUUAUGUGUUGUACAUGCCAGUGUGUGCUUGUGUGGAGUAUUAGAUGUGUGUUAUGGCUCUGUGCUGCAUUUGCUGUUUAAAAGAUGAUGCAUCACAAUGUUUGUGUGACAUGCUUAAUGCAGUGGUUACAAUGAGAGUUAAAUACAGGAAUCUCUUGGGUACUCUUCACCAUCUGACUCAGAAACACAUUAACCACAAUAUAACUCCCUGUGUGCUUAUAGCAGGUAAAAGAUAUAUUCAAACUGCCUUUUUCAUGGCAGAAAUUUUGACUAGCCGCUGCAGGAAAAGAACAGGUGUAAUUAAUCACUUUAAUGGCUUCAUUCUUUUGACUCUCCAGCCUUGUAAUUAAGAUCAUUACUUGCACCUGUGCUUCUCCUGCAGUGACUUCUCAAAAUAAAUAGUCAAAAUGUUCCUUUCUGAUGACUGAUGAUGUUAAAUAAAAAUACACUAUGAAGGAAAUUAGAGGACAUUUACCUAAUCUGUUAUACUGUUGAGAGACACAAACAGUAUGGUAGGGGAGACCAGGGCAUGUUGUCACAUGGGCAAGUUGUCAUAUUGCAAUUAUCUUCUCCACCAGAGGGCGCAACUAAAAAGUGGAGAACUAGUUUUAUUCCUAUACAUGGUCAGGGGUUGUGUCCUGUCUGAGAAGAGAAGAGCACAUUGUGAGCUGAGAUGAGUCAAUUCACCAUUUUGCACAACCUAAAGUGAAAAAUUUUAACUUUAUAUAAUAUAUAUAAUUUAAAAUAAGCUUCUGGUCUCCCCUACAAUAUUGACUCUUUGCAGAAACAGUGCAGACAGAUGCUGCUGCAGUGCUCUCUGUUUCUACUUUAUUGUGCAAUAUUAAUGUUAUAUAACUUUUAUCCAUAUCUCAUCACUGUAUAGUAUUCCUGAGAGGAGAAAAUGACAAUAUUGCUAGAUUUGAGAAAUCACUCUCAGGGUAUUGAAAGAUAUUUCAAGUAUUGCAAAUAAAGACUGGAAAAUCACUGCUUGACCUCAUGGCUUUUACCUGACUCAGGCAUUCUCUAUGAGAGUUGGCUCUAUAGCUGCCUCCAUGCUGGUGUUUCCCUCUCUAUUCAUGAGUUGAUAUGGUACACAGUAAGUGGAUGAGUUUCCUAGAGCUUCAUAUAUUCAGCACCUAAAGGCUUCAAGUAUCUGGGCUGUUAUUUCAGUUCAGCAAAUCUUACUCUGUAUCAAAUCCAAACACCCGCCUUCCCCAUGGGAAAGCAGGAUUUACUUAUUUUGUGACAUUUUAUAAAGCCAGUCUGUCCACAAAAGGAGCUCAGUGUAGUCUGUUGACAAUGCUUUCAAAUAAAGUCACUGAAGUUGACAAUGGCUGGAGCUGAAGGCUGUGAGUCUGGAAAUAAAAUAAUCUUGGGGUGAGAUGGGAACUCCUUUUUUACUAUGACCCUCUGCUUAGGGCUCAUGGCUUGUUGCUGCAGUUGCUGUAGCACACCUCCAAGUAAACUAUCUGCAGCUAUGUUAUGAUUGAGGAAGGAUUUAAGAAGCAGGAAGACUACAUUAAACAAAAAAAGAUAUAUCAAUUAUAAUACUUUGAAUACAAAAAAUAUAAAGGACUGUAAUAUUAAAUGGGUGGCUACUAAGUGUUGACUUAUUUCUUACUUUAAGGGAACCUAAAACUGCCUUUCCCUCUCUGAUUGAGUUUAUCACUCACCCUGCACAGCAGUGGAAAGUUGUUACCCAAGAUUUUGGUGUAUUGUUUUUUUAUUGCAUUUAUUAUAAAUUAUAUUGAUUAGAAUAUGCAGCGUUUUGCAUAUUCCUAAGGUUUUUAAGGGUCUAUCAGAUGACUUUAUACAAAGUUGUGUUGUUCUAAUUCAAAGAGGUGUUUUAAUGGUUGCCAUAUAUGAAAUGCCAAAGUAGAAAUGGCAAAAAAAGGGUUCAGACAAGAGUCAUGUACAAAUCUCCAUUAUGUUCAUAGUCAUGCACAUAAUGGAAAUUUAGCAUAACUCAAGCCUUAAAAUUAUCAUUUAAAAACGAGAUUUAAAAAAAAGUCACCUUAGAUCAAAAUGUUUCCUGUAACAGGCUGUUCACAUGUUUAAUUCUGUUAUAAAACUUUGCUUCUAACAUGAGAUCCAGUGGACACUCCUUGGCUUAUGCAGCCAGCCUCAAGUGGGGGCUCAAGGGAAUUGCAGUUUUUUGCACUUUUGCAUUGAUUGAACACUAUAAAUAUGAACACUAUUUCUCAUUUAAAGCUGUAAAGAGCAGAGCUAUUCCUCUGUGCAUCUGAUAUUGGUUCUUAAAACAAUCAUGAUUGAUUCUUAUAACUCUGAUCACUUUCACAUUUUCUACAUCAGAUCAUGAGAACUUGAGGAUAUGGAUAUGACAGCCUGUUAUAUACAACAACUGUUUAUGAAAGCAUGUGUGUGCCAUCCUGUUAUCACGCUUGUUGUGUGUGUGUUUGUUGCCUAAGUGCACUGAGUCCCCCUCCCUGCUGUCUAUUUUUGGACAGUAGAAAUAAAGCAGAAAACAUAGCCUGAGGUUGUCCUUCUUUGAAUCUCAUUCAGCUUGUAGUAAAAGGACUUUUGUCUCGCAUGUUUGUGUGUUUUUGCUUGUUCGUGUGUGCUAAUUCAAGAGCGCAUGCAUGGAUGUGGUGAGGACAAGAAAGCUGAGGGAUGAAUGUAAUCAUGUGUUUGAUGAAAGGAUGAAAGAAGUAGGCGCUGCACCGUAUUCAAACACCGAGUGGAAGUGGGUUAGAGAGAUGAAAAACAGCGUGUUGUUGUAUGUGUCAGAUGUUAUAUGCUUGGUUGGCACAUGUUUUGUAAGUCUUUCCUUUUAUUUUGUUUUUUUUUACCUGCUCUCCAUCUUUCUUGCCCACUUCCUCUCUCCAUUAUGGCCCCUCUUGUGUCUUUUGCCAGCCUCCAUCCUUUCCUCCCUCCUCCCUCUACAUCCCUACCCUCAGUACUUCUUUCUUCCAUCCUAUGCUUCUCUUUCCCUCUCCCUCCCUCCCUCCAUUUUACUCCUCCUCCUGUGGAGUAGCUCAGUCAUACAGAUCACCGUGGUAACCUGGGAGAGAAAGUGGUUUGGGUCUUGGCUGGAUCGCUGAAAGAGAGAGAGUGAGAGACUAGGAGAGACAGUGGGGUUACUGUGUUUGAAAAAAGAGAGAGAGUGGGGGGAGAAAAAGGAAAGAAAGAAAGGAUGGGAGAAGCUUGUUUAGAGCAGGAUGCUAUCCGGUAGCUUAUGUGUGAGUUGUAAAGGAGCAGAGGGCAGCUCUCAAGGGUCUGAGUCCCUCCAGCAUUAGCCAGCUGAGUGUGCAACCUCAGGUAGGUCUUACUCUCUGACUAUAACACUGUGUAGUGUGUGUUUGUGUGUCUGUGUGUUGUGUUAAAGUGGGCUAGAUUGUGUUGCUCAUAUUUAUCAUUUAUUUGUUUUUUUUGUUUGUUAGAAAUGGGAUUGAAACUCUAAAUCAAAAUUGUUUUGGAGUGUUUGUGCCGGUUGUGUUUGAGUGUGUCAUCAGGACUAUGUGUCUUUGGGUCAAACAGAUGCUCUCUCUGUCUCUCCCUGUGUGUGCGUGUGUGCAUGUGUGCAUGUGUGUGGUUGUUUCAAGCACUCCUCAGAAGGUAAUGACCUUGCAGAAAAGCAGUAGCACAUGCUGGCUUAUAAUGAUCUGCCUCGUGUCUUCACUAUUGAAAUGCUCACACAUCUUAUCAUUUGUAACAGCUGUAAAAGCAACAUCUGUACACAUUUAGCAGCUCUGGUUGCUCUCAUUAACCCUGAUUUAAAUGCCUCUCUGAGGAUGAGUGUGUCUCUGUGUGUGCGUGCGUGUUAUAUAAUGUUAGUUGUUGUGCAUGUAAAUGAUCUUGCUCGUACAAAGGGCUUUGUUUUGAGGGGUACUUGUGAUUUGUGUGUGAGUUAGAGAGGGGAAAGAGAGACGCGAUGGGAUUGGAUGUUUAAUAGAUGAUGUUGUCUUAUAAAUAUAUGAUCAUAGCAGAGGUGUUAAAUCUGUGAGGACCGACAUAAAUUGUGUUGUGUGCUUGUGUUUUGUCUUGUAGAAGUAUCGUCAGAGCUUGGCGGGACUGUUGGCCCCUCCUUAUGGAGCUAUGGAGAGUGGAUCCAACAAUGACAGUGAGUACACACUCAAACACACACUCACACACUCACACACACGGAUACACUCUAGAUUUAAAAAGUACAAUAAAUAAGGCAAUACAGUCAAAAAACAUCUAUUUAUGCGUCUGAUCUUAUAUAAAAGAACAAGAAUAGUCAUAUAUUACCGUGACACAGUGGAAAGUUGAUCAUUUUGAAGUUCCUUGUAGCUGCUGCCGAAACAUAUUGCCUCUUUAAUAUACAAAAGAAAGCCAGAAUGUCAACACAGAGGUUGAAUAAUCCUAUUCAGUUAUAUAUGAAUGCCUGUAAAUGCAGCUCCUGAGUAGGUGUCAGAUGGUGCAACUUACCAUAUCAAGGAUUCUCAUCAAGAAUCCUUAAUAUGCUAAGUAUUCUUUAAAGGAAGGAAGGUAGGAGAAAGAAAGGAUCAGAAGAAAAAUACUUUUGGGCCUACGUAUACAAGCUGUCAGGGUACAAUUCCACUCUGUGGCCCCUUUCCUACAUGCGAUUCCCAGCUCUCUUUUCCCUGAUUUCUGCUCUAUCCACUGUCCUCAAUCUGUCAAUAAAGCUGAAAAAUAAAGGCCAAAAAAGUCUCAAAAAAUUUUUAAAAAAGGAAAACCAUCAGAGUUCACAGACAAGACAAACCUGGCAAAGGGAUAAGGCUUAUCACUUUGUUUAUUGGGGGCGCAAAAAUCAAUCAAGUCAAGGCUCCUCUGAGCAGCUUUGUGUUUUGUGUUUGUGUUAAAUUUUUACUUUGAAUUAUUGGAGAUAAAGCAGGAUCAUGAUAUUUAUUUAUUCUUUCUCAUCAAAUUGAGAAUAUAUUGUGUAUCUGUCUGUAUUUAUUGUUUAUGUGUUACACAUGAUGUUCAUCAGUAAAUGUCGAGCAGUAAAAUUCUUCCCUCUUGCACUACAUAACAAUUAUACAAUAAAAUAGUUAAAAAAAAAAAAAUUAGGAAAGACAAUGAAAAUGUGGAUGUUUGUUAAAAUUUUCAAUUCCUCCACAGGACUCUCGGACAAAGACAACAUGAACUCAGAUUCUGCAAACAAAACGCACAACAAGGUAAAUACUUAAGCUCCUCACUUGAAACACAAACGGCUGUCUUAGGUUCCUGCAGGAAGUGAAGAAAAAAAAAAAACUUCAGCAUGGCAACUUGAUCCCUCAAAUAACCUCUGCCAACACGUUUCAGGGAGCUGUGCCCUUCCUCCUGCAGACAAAGCAUGAAUGGACCAAACUAACAACCAACACAUGGUGGCCCAGCCAGCCUCUGUUUGUCUUUGAUCCUCUCUUGCCAGCUUUGGUCAGAAUAUCUGUUUGGAGAGGUCAUACGAGGUUCAGAAAAAAAGAUUUUAGUCUCACUGGAAAACAAAAACAAACGAAACAAAAAAAAAUGCUGUUAAGUUAUCUGAAACCGAAAAAAAAAAAAAAUCUCAGUUUUAUACAAAAACACAUCUUGGAUUCAGCAAGUAGCAUAUGAGUACAUAGUAAACUUGACACAUUGCCAUAACAUAGUGCGUUUGGUGCUGCAUACUGUCAUGUUUGUCAAUGACUCAAAAUGCCAGAUUGAAUCACAAAGUUGUGUGUGCUCUAAAAAGAGACAGUGAUGACUCACAGCCGUGAUCCUCUGUAGUUAUGCUAAUGCUAGCUAAUGCAUGCUCAUAGCAGAAAGGUCCCAUCUGUCCAAUUAGCAUGCAAGCCUUUGUUGUUUUCAAAUGCAGCUGUGUGUGUGCACGUACACAUCUGAUGUUCUCUUUUUUUAAGUUGCAGGUGUGGUCUGUAAAGGAUGUGUUAGUCUGUCUGCACCCUGUGUGUGUGUUUGUUUUUCUGAUUUACAUCUAUGAGGACGAUGCAGUGCUGUGCUUUAUGUCGGCCCUAUAAACUUGAGUUUGUGUCUUACACAUUAUUGUGCAGACCUUGGGAUGUUUUAUUGACAGUCAUAAGAUUUGUUAAACUUCAAUGGCCUAUGAUAUUGAGCUAAAUAACCAAGGAUAGUUUAUAUUGAAAAUGAGAUUGAUGAAACACUGUAGUCAGCAUCUAGAAUAAAUAUUGCCGUUUCUUUGCUCAUUUUCAGGAUCGAAUGAUUUUUAGGCUUUUUCCUCAAAUUAUACUUAAAACAUGACCUCAGAUUGGUGUUUGUCUGGACUCUCGUCAAAGGAGUUAGAGCAGCAAUUGAAAGAAUUGACUCUUACUGCAGAUGAUGGAGCACAAACCAACCCCUUUCCCUGUGAUUUCUGCAGAUUCCUUCAGAAAAGUUGCAGAGAGCAGGGAAGGUUCUCCGCAAUGCCAUCUUGUCCAGAGCCCCCCACAUGAUUAGAGAUAGGAAAUACCACCUCAAGACAUACAGGUAGGAGUAUGUUUUCUGCUCAAACCCACCUGUUUGCACAGAACAUAAUAUGCAACGGAUGAACAAAAUAUCUGGAAACCCUCUUGGUUUGUGUAUGUUGUAGACAAUGCUGUGUAGGCACAGAGCUGGUAGACUGGUUGGUGCUGCAGAGUGCUUGUGUGCUCACACGGUCUCAUGCUGUUGGGAUGUGGCAGGCACUACUUGAAGAGGGAGGACUCAACCAUGGUAAGUAUAACUUUGGCUUGGUCAGUGCUUUAACUUCAUCAUGCAGCCACGAAACUUUACUUAAAGGUGGAGUAGGCAGGAUCUAAGGAAGUGCCAGUUUUUGGGAGAAAUCUUGAAUGUAAACUCUACCCCUCCCAACCAGUUUUCCCCUCCCUCUCUGCUCCAGCAAGCCCCGCCCACAAACAGAUGCUCCUGCUCGCUUGUAUCGUUUCAAUUAAAUUCCGAUUUAAUGCAGAUAAAUACUUCAGAUAAUUACAAAUGGGGCCCAGUCAGUGUGUAAGUAAAAAACAUUGGUGCUACUGUAGAUGCCAACAGACUACCAGCAAACACAAUGUUUUUAGGACUUCUACAACUAGGAUAAAGUGACAUACUCCAGGACCCGAGGUCAACAGUUAAGUGGCGCUUCAACAUGCAGAAGAAACACUUUUGUUACAGACACUUGGCUUACUUUGUUAAAGCGGUUUACCUGUCCAGUAGAAAGGUUACAGGGUCUGUAAGAUCACGAAGCCUCCCCCAUGGUUUAAUCAUUGAUGUUGAUCUGAGUUUUUAGCUCUUGUCUGGUCUACCUCCUUUUUAAGCACCUGUUGCUCUGCCAGAGUCUCUGGUAUUUACUUUGUUUUCUUGCUUGUGUUGGAAGUCGUGGCUAAAGGAGGAUUCGGACAAUUUCCCGUACUUUCUGGUUGGUUUCUACUGUCCGAUAUUGUAGCACGCAAACUGUGUUUGGGCUCGUGAACGACACAGGGGAGCAGUGUCUGCCUCUCAACCAAUCAGGUUGGGUGAGGCAGAGAAUAGCUCUGUUAACAGUCAGAAAGAGUGGGCCACUCAAAAAAUUCUAAAUGUUGACUACACAGACAUAACAAAACAUGGCGAUAUUGUUAUUUUACCAAAUGUCAUCAAUAACUAAUAACUAUUGACUGAUUUUAAAAGCUUUUUUGUAUAUACACCACAAAAAUGAUGCUUCUUUAACGGAUUCCUGCCUACCCCACUUUUAAAGGCAGCAACAAAAUCACAGUUCAGUUUCACUGUGUGUGUUGUUGAAGAUUCAAAUAAGUAUUGAGUGAUUGAGUUUCAGCUCUUUAAGUUCUUCUUUUGACUCUUUGAAGCUGAACUUCAAUAACUGUUUAAUUGUCAGUAUGAAUACCAGCAUGGAAAUUUAAUGAAAAGACUCAAAGCUGGAACAUUAAAUAUAGAUUACAUCUUGAUCUCUAAUUCCUGCACUUCAGAGAGAAAAUGUUACUCAGAGUUAAAAAAGCACAUCUUAUCUUAUCGCUGCUUGUCUGUUCCUCAGUGGACCAGGAGCUGGGCUUCCAAGACAAAUACCUGUUCUACCGCUUCCUUGAUGAUGAGGAAGAGGACACACCAUUGCCUAGUGAGGAGGAGAAAAGAGAGAGUGAAGAAGAGCUCCCAGAGACAAUCCUCUUCCUCGCUCAGAUUGGCCCUGACGCACUGCUGCGCAUGAUCCUGAGGAAAUCGUGAGUAACAGAAAUACAUAAAAGAAUAAUCAGCACAAAUGAAUCACCCUGUACACAAGUUACAUAGUCAUAAUUAACUGGGUGAGUUGGAACUUCAUACAGUAUAUCCAGAGUCAUGUGACAUGUGACUUAUCAUCAUAGUGACCACAGCACUGUUUUAGUAUCAGGAUGUCAUCUUAGUACAGCAUAUAAGAAAUGAAGGAUGUGAAGUGUGCCAUAUUUCAUACUGACUAACCUCUGCGUGUGUCUGCAGGCCUGGUCAGAGGACAGGAGACGACCUAGAGAUCAUCUAUGAUGAGCUGCUUCACAUCAAGGCCUUAGCUCACCUCUCCAACACCGUGAGUCAACCCGUCCACAUCUCUCUUAAAGGGAUAGUGCAGGCUUCUGAAAAAGCUGGUAUUACAUCAGAGCCAAUUACUCUAGUCUUUUUGUUUGUAAGACCAGAGGGGGAAAUGAUACUAACUGUCAGCAUCUCUCUUAUCAGUAUAAUGGUACACAGUUUUACACUAAUAGCCCCUGUGCCAGCAAGCACACUCCAUCAGAAUCAGGUUUCAUCUAAUCAGGGUGACUAGAUAGUAUUAGAUGCGGUCUCAUUAUUACAUAAUGAAAAGUCCGAUGAAUCACAUUCCAGGAGAUGAUUUCUAACAUUUCUCUUUCAUUACCUCUUAACACAAUGCCUAUUCAUAAAAAACUUUGAAUAUCUUCUGUUGUGAUGUGGUGUAAACAGCCCCAGGCCUCUUAAACAAAUCUUUGCCAAAAAGAGAUUUUUGUACGUUUUCUCAAGCACAUUUCUGCACUAUAGCUAAACCUAGUUUGUUGGGCGAUGUGUUCUGGUUUACAGGUGAAGAGGGAACUGGCCAGUGUUGUGAUCUUCGAGUCACAUGCAAAAGCUGGAACAGUGUGUGAGUUUUCACUUUUAUGACUAUGUCCCAGAAUGCAUUUUGCUUAUGUAUAUGGUGUGCACCUGUAUGAUUUUAAAGUCUGUUCCCGCUGUUUCCCCCCUGCACCCUAUAACCUCCCAUCUUCUUCUCUGGGAUAUAUCAAAAAAGUUACCAUUAACUGAGUCUGCUUUGGUCUGAGACUACAGACGACAACCACUAAGUUACUUGAAUGUUGAAGGAGACUUAAAACUAUGAGGACCCUUAGGCACUGUCUUUGAUCUGUGAUUGCUAAGCAGAUUCAUGGAUGUUCAUUUGUGAUGAAUGAUUAUAGCCUCAGAGUAAGUGUAAGUCUCAGUGAAUCAUCAAACGUGUCUAUCAUGUCUGUGCGCUCAGAUUUGAGAUGUAACUCCAAGAACAGUAGCUUGAAUUGUGUUGCAGACCUUAUGUUUUUACCUCUGCUACACCUCCGGUUCUCCUUUGUAUACCUAAGUUGGCCAGAGCACAGAUAUGUGUGUUGUGAAAAAAUGGUGGUCUAAUAUGUGUUUUUCUUCUUUUCUUUUCCUUAAGUGUUUAACCAAGGAGAGGAGGGAACAUCAUGGUACAUCAUUCAGAAGGGCUCUGUCAACGUGGUCAUCUACGGAAAGGUGAGUGUGUGUUUGCUUGAAAGCUUUAAUCAACCUCCAUGUUUAGCUUUUCUCUCUUUGACUCAUGAGCAUGUGUCUCAAUGUGAUGGAUUGAAGCGCCUGGAUGUUCAUGUCUGUAUGAUGAGACUGACAGUGUGUCCCCCGUGGGGCUGGGAAACACCAGCAGUGGAGUUUGGCAAACUCUGCUCAUCUCACUGUGACUCACCACUAUGAUUAAGAGGCUUAGGGGACUGUAUGCAUGCACAAUUUCACACUAUGCACUGAUUUACAACCACAGUACAGACUGAGAUACUCCACAUGUCCAUGUGUGCGCACACAUUAAUCCCAUGUGUGCAUACAUUCUUACAUACUAUAAGCGCACACUGACAAGUACAAAUGAGUCAUCUUAGGCUUGAGGGCUCCUGUUCUUCUGAUAUCUCUUCAGGGAUUAAGAUGACUAAGAAACUGUGUUUGUGUCCAAACUUGCUUGUAUCUGAAAGGGUUUUUAUUAACACGUGUGUCCAUGUGUGUUUUUCUUAGGGUGUGGUGUGUACGCUCCAUGAGGGCGAUGACUUUGGGAAGUUGGCCCUGGUUACAGAUUCACCUCGUGCUGCCUCUAUCGUCCUGAGGGAGGACAACUGCCACUUCCUGCGUGUUGACAAGGAAGACUUCAACAGGAUACUCAGGGUGGGCAGGGGGAGAGGGACAAUUAUCCUGGGAUAGGGUACAAGACGAGUAGUAUUAAAUCACUCCCAUUGUUUGCACUGAAAUGAACAUGGUUUUAAGCCAGUGUGUGUUUACAAAGUCACCGCAAAGUCAAGAGUUAGAUGCAUUCGUCUAAACACGCUCUGACUUUGUGCUGCCCUACUACAUUGUUUGUCUCCCUCCGCUGGUAGAGAAGCUGCACUACAUUUAUAGUAACACAUUUUUGCCUUCAACAUUAAAUGAUAUAACUGAUUAUUUACUCUUGUUGCCUUUUUAGGAUGUCGAGGCCAACACUGUGCGCUUGAAAGAGCAUGAUCAAGCUGUGCUGGUGUUAGAAAAGAGUCCCCGUGCCUCCACCCUGGGAAGCAUCAAGUAUGUGUGAAGACUCUGGCAAACACACAAGUGAACUGUAGGAUAUCAGUCUUAUUUUGCUGUCUAGUAAAAACUGGGUACAUGUUUUCUUUAUGGAUAUUUUUGCCUUUUGCAGGUACACUGUUAUUUCAGGAACUCCAGAGAAGAUUCUUGAGCAUUUCCUGGAGACCAUGAGGAUGGACAUACACCACAGUGAACCAGGUAGCCCUAAAGUCAAAAACAAGGGCUACUAGGCCUACAUUUAGAUGGAUGUUUCCUCAGACUAAAUGAGUUAGGAUAGAAAUGGAGAAUGCAUAGAAAGAAAAGCAUGAAAAUGUUCUUUUCAAACUGCCAUUUAGGUAACACUUUAUUUGACGCCUAUCUCAAUAUCACAUUAUAAAUAUAUGUAUAAUGUGUUAUAAUCACAUCAUAGCAAUGUAUAACUAUAGUUAUAAACACUCAUAAAUGAUAAUAAUGCUUUAUAGCAACACAUUAUAAAGCAUUUUAUCAUGACUUACAAGGUCAGGUAUUAUGUGUUAUAACUGUUAACAACAGUUGCAUUGCAUUAUCUAUGUUGGCUUUGUCAGUGAGUUGUUAACAGUUAUAACACAUUAUAAUACCUGACCUUAUAAGUCAUGAUAAAAUGCUUUAUAAUGUGUUGUGAUUAUUGCUAUGAAGCACUAUGAUCAUUUAUGAGUGUUUAUAACUUAAGUUAUACAGUGCUAUGACGUGAUUAUAACACAUUAUACAUAUAUUUAUAAUGUGAUAUUGAGCUAGGCGUCAAAUAAAGUGUUACCUAAAUGGCAGUUUGAAAAGAGCAUUUUUAUGCUAUAUAUUGCUAUAAAGCAUUAUGAUCAUUUAUGAGUGUUUAUAACUAUAUUUGUACAGUGCUAAAACAUAAUUAUAACACAUUAUUCAUAUAUUUAUAAUGUCUUACAGAGAUGGGCAUCCAAUAAAGCGUUACUGCAAUUUCUAUAUCUUUGACCUCAAUGAUUUUCCUCCACAUCUGUUGCUGCCUACAGAUCCAGCGGUGGAUGAUUUUGCCCUCAUGCACUGUGUCUUCAUGCCCAACAGCCAGCUGUGCCCCCUGCUCAUGGCCCAAUAUCCUUCUCUGAAUGGAUUUACCUAAUUCCCUUUUAUUUUUUUAAUAUGUGCUGUCUAUGAUACACACUUGUAAGGUAAGCAGACUCAAAAAUAAGUUACUCUAUCCCUUGCAUUAACAUGACAGCCCACCCAUGCAUGUGUCUGUUGUUGGUGAUUCACUGACAGAGUUUAGACUGUGUGACUUCCAUGUUGAGCUGUGCUGUGGCAGCAAUUGACUGUUCAGCACUAAUGAACAGGCCAGACCAGGACCACUUUCUCUGCUAACAUGUUUCUGUUUUAACCUCAUAGUUAUUGUUCCAUGGCGAGUGCUUUCACUCAUUAAAACUAAUGGCAUGAGCCGCCUGGUUUCCUGAGCAAAUGGCUGCUCCUCAAUGAGUGUUUUUGCUUGUUACUGAGGAGGUUUGUUUGAUUCUAGUUUCAGAACACUCCAGUUUUAUCCACCUUACGGUUUAAUAGCUCCCUGCUCUGCUACUAAUGUGUGCUUUGUCCAUAAAGUAACCUAUCCAUGCAUGGCUCUACUGUUAGCUGCAGAUGGCCGAUACCAAUGCCCCAUCUGUUUGGAUGUUAUAAACUGAAGGGAAGUGACUCUUUUACCAGCCUGUAUUGCCUCAUUAAGUGUUAAGAUUGAGUGUUUUUACCCAACGUUCAAUCAGCCCAGUUAUGGUUCUACUGUUGCGUUAGUGGUCUGCUUAGGUCUGUAUUGGUUUCUAAGGACAGCUCUACUAUGCUGCCCUCUUACCCACACAUUCAAGAGUUAACCAGACCUCAAGUCUGCCUCACCACACUAACCAUGACAGGGCCUUGGCUUCUAUUCAGGAUGCCAGGGGUCUUGGCGAAGUGCCAUCCACAGAGCCAGCUCCCCCCCCCCCCCCCCCACUGUGUCACCUGAUGAGGCUGUGAGAUAUGAUGCUGACAGUCGAAAACGACAGUGUCAUGUUAGAGAUGGCUGUCUAGUAGAGUUAUGAGAGCUAUGAUGCAGCAGCAGCAGCAUGCACGUGCACUAUCUGAAACUGUAGCAUACAGUUAGCCCUGUCAUGGAUACAUCCAUCCAGAGCUUCAAUGAUGCCCCGCUGAUUUUUACCCCAAUGACCUAGAAGCUCAGCAGAUGGAUAGCGAUACUUAUCCUGAGUGCCGCCAGUUAUUGUCCCCACUUUCAGAGCCAGACUGCAAUCUCUUGGUCGUUCAGGGCUGCUAUGUGGCUUAGCACAGUGCUUUGGUCCAAGAAAUUCAGAGACAACAAACCCCUUUAGCAGCCUGCCAGUUUUCAAGGACAGACGCUUCGACUGAGGUUUCCACAUCAAGAGGGUUAUGACACCAACUACCCCUGACUGUCAGCUUGUCCUGGUGCCUGUGGUACUUACAGAGUCCUGAUGGCUCAGCCCUGAACUAUUGGGGAGGGUGACUCUUGAGUAGCUGCACUUCUUUCUCAUAGUCACGAUCUACAGUUCUGAUGCUUGUCCCCAGUUUGAUCAGACCAAUUUGGGAGAAUGACUGGACUGGAUUUACGAUGGCUGAACAAAUUUCUAAAAGUGUUCCUGUUUACAUGCCAAGCACAGCAAAAGUGGUUCAUGCGUAUGUGCUAACCCUCCAGUAUAUGAAUGACUGGCUGAUCCGCUAACAUGGGAACAGACAGAUCAGUCGCCCUUUGUCAUGUGAAAAGACGGGCUUCACUGUCGAUCAUUCUGACAGCUGUCAAAGGAUAGUACUCAUUGGCUUAACCUGGUACUCUUGUCAGAUAUUAGCCUGUCCUGCUCUAGAGUGAGUGGACUGUUUCUUCACAGUUUCAAAUGAACCGUUUGAAGUACAGCUCUUUUUGUUUUGUUGACAUCUACGACAACCCUUAUCUCCCUAAAUCCCACCCCGUUCACAGAUUACUUUCUGUCAGUGAGUUUUAUCUUUAACCUCAUUUGCACCUACCAUGCGGCGGCUCCACCCGGCUCUGAACAGGAGAGGUUGGAGUAUGCAAUCAACAGUAAAAGACGGGCCCUGAUUCUGGCUCUGCGCUGGGCUAACACACACUCAUACCUGCUACAAGAGGAGCCGGCUGCACUCCCUUUUCUUGAGGUGAGCUUUCAUUCGGGUAAAAACCAGAACAUGCGGUAUGUGCACAGUAUUAAUAUGGUUCUUCCUUUUUGUCUCUUCAGGAGCUGUAUGGGAGUGUAUCUAAUGAUUCCAGGAUACUGAGAGCUUUGAAAGACUUGGUUCCUGACCUAGAGAAAGUUGUUAAAUUACAGUAUGUUCAUCAGCUCCUGCACUCACUAUUCUUACUGCACAUUUUUCUAUGCCAGCCAGACUUUUUGAACCUCAUUUUUUUUUUGCUUUUGCAGCUCAGAAGAAGCGAAAGGCACAAAAAAGGUGUGUCUAGACUACUAGGAGAAGAAAAUCUUACAUGUUAGCUUCAUCACUGGGUAACAGAGCCUGACUGCACUUUUUUUUUUUGUGUGUGUGUGAAAUUUGACAGAAAACCUUAAUACGACAGUUCAGCAACGGAGAAGAGAGGCUGCAGAAGAAACAGCCCAUUAGGAAUCAAGAUGACAGUAAGUUUUGUUGAGCAUGUAGCGAUCAAGAUGUUUGAUAACUGUAUGUUAGAUUACAUUUAAAUGUUUCAACUCACUUACUCAGGAGAUAAAUCGCAUCAGUAAGCAAUCAUAACCUUUUUUGUAACACUAUAGUUUAAGUUAAAGUGUUUAUAAUUUGUGUUUGUGUAUCCAGUCCUGUUGAAGGUGUACUGCAGUGAUCAUACUUACUCCACAAUCCGCGUUGCUGUGGCAGCUACAGGAAAAGAAGUGAUCAGUGCUGUGGCUGACAAACUUGGCACCACUGAUGAGCUCGUCUUGGUCCACCUGAACUCUGCUGGAGGUAAGAAAAACAUUUAAUUUAUAUACAAAGAAGACAGACAGAUCAUCAUUUAUUUCAACAAGGAAUACAGUAACAAUUAAUUUUAGGGACUGUGUUUAAGUGUUAGCAUUUCAACUUUGCAAACAGGGGUUAUAGGGCAGUAUGCAGUGUUAAAUAACCAUCCUUAAUAUUGAUAUUAUCAUUCAGGUAGUCGUAGGGCAUGUCUGUGAUGACGAAAACUUGACUGUCAAUAUUUUAAUCCCAGAAAAACAGAUCCUGAAGCCCAAUGAUGUGUCGGUGUUUUCUACUGUGAGCAUCAAUGGAAGAUUAUUUGCCUGUCCCCGAGACCAGCUGAACAAUAUGGUAAGACAUAAAGGUUUUUUUCUUUUUUUUGGGAACAUCUUCAUCGUGCAUAAAUUGAGUUGACAGUGAUAUUUACCACAAUUUCUUUGUUGAGACUACUCUGGCUGUGAUGAAAUAUGUCUGAAGCAAAGUACAGAGUGUACAGCCCUGAGGGAGUGAGCAGCAAACUGCUUUUCCUGAAUUAUCGUCAUAAUAUUGGAUCUUUGUCAUGAGUGUUUUUUCAAAAGCGAGUUAGUGUGAAUACUUGGUGUGUCUCAGACGACUCUUCCAGAUCAGGAGGGACCCACUGCAGGCUCCAUGUCAACUUUUGAGCUGAUGAGCUCUAAGGACCUCGCUUACCAAAUGACCAUGUUUGACUGGGAGCUCUUCAGCUGCGUGCAUGAGGUAUCACACACGCACAUGCACACUUCAAAAGCAGCUUAGGUUUAUAGUAAAAAACUGUCACAAGCUCAGAAGCUAGUUUGACGAAAGAUAAACCUUUUUAUAUCCCACGGUGGGAAAUUUGCAGAUAAAGGAAUUGCUGCUGCAUCAUUGUUUAUAAGAAAACGCCAUCUGGAGUAAAAUGCAUCCUGCAAACCUGUCACAUCUCACAUCUCCUUCUUUCCCCCACCCAGCAUGAGCUGCUAUAUCACACAUUUGGCCGACAGAGCUUCAAGAGAACCACAGCCAAUCUGGACCUGUUUCUGCGGAGGUUCAACCAGGUCCAGCUGUGGGUGGUCACUGAGGUCUGCUUGUGUGGACAGCUAAGCAAGAGAGUCCAGCUCCUGAAGAAGUUCAUCAAGAUAGCCGCACAGUGAGCGUACACAUUUUACGUUUGUUUGAAAAAGCUCUUAGUGAUUCAACCUUCUGUCAGAGCACUCACUUUAUGUCUUCCUUGUGUUUUUCUGUAGUUGUAGAGAGUUUAAGAACCUGAACUCUUUCUUCGCCAUUAUUAUGGGGAUGAGCAACCCUGCUGUAAGCAGACUGAGCCAAACAUGGGAGGUAAAUUUUUCAUUUUAACUGUUAAGUGUUUGUGUGGAUCUCCAUACUCCUGAAGUUCUGAUCAAUUUUUUUAAAUGUUUUUCUCUUGCAGAAACUUCCCACCAAGUUUAAGAAGUUUUAUGCUGAGUUUGAAAGUAUGAUGGUGAGUUGUUUGAAGUCUAUUUUCCUCAUUAUGUUUGGGUUGGCAGCAUGGGUGUACUUAUUACACUACAAUAUCUUAAAUGUGCAUGGAUAGAUAUCUCAAAGAAACCAAAAUAUCCUGACUGGCCGAUCCAAAUAUUUUGCAAUUUUUUUACUGUGCUACUUGUCUAAGGGAUCUUGUCUUUUAUAUAAAUUUGGGAACAGGAUCCUUCAAGAAACCACAGAUCUUACCGUCUCACUGUCACCAAACUGGAACCACCAAUCAUUCCCUUUAUGCCCCUCCUUCUUAAAGGUACAACACAUGUUUCUGUCACAGGAUAUUGCACUCUGGAUGGAAUAUGGCUGGAUUUAAUUUUUAUGUAAUUAAUUUCUUUACAGACAUGACGUUUACACACGAGGGCAACAAGACAUUCAUUGACAAUAUGGUCAAUUUUGAGAAAAUGGUGAGCAUCUGUGCACACAAAAAUCCAAACUCUCCAUUUUUGUGAUUUGUUUUAUACAUUAAUCUUAGACCAGCUGAAGUUCUGAAGUUUCUCUUCCCUUUAAUUUUUUUCUAGCGUAUUAUAGCCAACACAAUUAGGCAAGUGAGGCACUGUAGAAGCCAACCAUUCAGUAAGUCCGCAUGCUACAUUUCGGCACAUUUUCUUCAUCACACACUUUGAUACGCAUCUUUUCAAUCAUGUUUGCGAUUUUCUCCGACUGUGUUAGAUCCAGACAUAUGCCAACCCAACAAAAACCAAGCCGAGGUGCGGGGCUACGUUAGGAAGCUCUGUGUGAUUGACAACCAGAGGGCGCUGACUCAGCUCUCCUACAGGGUCGAGCCUCGACGGACAUGAACUCCAGAUCUUCCACCAUUAUCGCCUUCUUUGUGACGUUAGCAUAAAAAAUACACAUAUUACCUGGAUUUAGUAACCAACGCAGCUGGUUGUACAGUAGCAAAUCACAACAGUCAGUGAUUCUAGCACUAUCAUGGACUCUUAUGGAUAAAGGACUUAAACUGUGCCAUUAAAAGCCUCGUCUCCUUCCUGAACAGAACGUGUUCAGUUGAUCUCGUUGCAGUGUCUCAGCUCCCCAAAUCUGAGGGUUGUAACUUUACUGGUUGUUACUGUUUGGGACCUGUUAGAUAGAACUGUAAUGUAUAGAACUUGAUCAAAUAUCCCGCAUGUCUGAACUUUAUAGGCUUUGUGUUCUAUACAGUGGAUUUCUAUCAGAGUGCCCUGUAAUUUUGUGGUACCUAAGAUGAGCCCUAGUUUACAAAAACAUUACUGUACCUGCCUGUAAAUCAAACCGUAUUCUCUUGGUGGUCUUAAUCAUAGAGGGAAAAACAUAGAACCAUAGUAACAUAGACUCAUCAUUACUUCUUUGAAAUAUACAGCUAAAUAUAAAAUGUGAAAGUACUCAUUUACUUUAUUAUCUACAUGAUUAUACUCAAGGCCUUGAAAAAACUAGGAUUUGAUGUAUUUUAGGUAAAUAUCAGUGUUCUCUAAAAUAGUAAGACACUUCAAAACUACUUUAAAAGAGUAUUAGUUGAAUUGAAGUCCUAUUGGUAUUGGGAAAUCUUAAAUUCAUCAUUGCAGUAUUGCAUUUUUCAGUUGGAGUUAAACUCUUAAAGAACGUGAGUCAAUGCUCCGUAUAAUCUGCUCUGAGGUCAGUUUUAUGAUCAAGUUGUACUCCUUUAAUUUGAAUCUCAAACGUUAUGGCGCAACUCCCACUAAAAGGGGAACUCUUCUCAUCUCUACCAGUUGUGAUCAGUCUGUGUGAUUUUAUUUUUAUAUCUGUGUGAUGGUGUAGAUUUUUGAGCGUGUUCUUGACAAGUGUCAUUGAUUUUCAUUUGAUCUCAGGAGCUUUUGAUGUGACUGUAUGUCGAGAACUGUUGUGAGGCUGGCUCUCCUUAGAGCAGCCUGUAACUGUACUGUAUGUGUGGUCUGCCUUGUAAAUAAAAAAAGGCUAAUUUAACAGUGC
Messenger RNA from Xyrichtys novacula (pearly razorfish), 25947 nucleotides. The record is from the annotation of a GenBank genome assembly. NCBI's taxonomy places the organism in Eukaryota, Metazoa, Chordata, Actinopteri, Labriformes, Labridae.